AGUCUCUUAAUUGGAAGAAAAGAGAAGGAGUGGGCGGAGGAAAAAUAGCCCGUUCAUAUAAAGGAUUCAAACGGCCAGUCUGAAGUCCGCUCUUGUCAAGUCUGUUUUGGUUAUUGAAUUUAUUCGUAAGAGUUGGAAUUUAUUUCUUUUCAUUACACCUAUCAAUUAACUUUGGAAUAAGAAGAGACUAUUAUUAUAUUUUUUUCAUUAUCAUUGUUACAAUUCAAUUCAAAAAUGAUAAUAACUGUCAAGUACGGUGCUAAACAAGAAGCUGUAUUCAAUCCUGAAUGCUGGAAUUAUACCCUCUUAGAAAGCAUUAGAGAUCAAUGCAAAUGCUACGAUACGGAUAUUGAGUUAUCGGAUCCGAAUGGAAACGUAAAACACCUUAGAGACAACCCAUAUAGAUACGCUAGCGAGGCCCUAGACGAUAGAGAAGUUUGCGUCUUAUUAAAAGUUGAUUGUAAUCAGGAAGGAGAAACUUCCUACCAGCCAUUAUUGGAUGAUACAGACGCCAUAACAGAUAAAUUUCUUGAACAACUCCAUUCAAAAGUUGAUGAUAAGAAUAUAAUGAAAAAGCGUAAUCAGAAAAAGACUGUAUUAAAUGGUAUUAAAGUUAAAACGCCUAAAGCCCGAAGUAAUGGAAAGUUGAGUGCAAGAUAAGAUAUGCUCUGUAACUUUUUACUUUACUUGAAAAAAUAUAAAACAACAGACUUUUUUUUUUAAAAAAAAAAAUAAAAAAUAUAUUAAAAAGAAGAAAAGAAGAAUAACGAUGAAAAAACAGCUACAAACAAUUGUGCCAAUAUGUUUAUACUAAUACAGUGUAUACAAAUUUUCCAUACAGAUAUAAAUUUAAUUUUAAAGGUGGCGUGUAAAUAAGAAAACAACCUAUAUUUAUACAUUCAAUGUAUACAUUCACUUAU
Messenger RNA from Dimorphilus gyrociliatus, 920 nucleotides. Lineage: Eukaryota; Metazoa; Annelida; Polychaeta; Dinophilidae. The record is from the annotation of a GenBank genome assembly.